Cloeon dipterum is the source of this 3753-nucleotide messenger RNA. It is a transcript of the gene fmt, whose product is annotated as phosphatase 6 regulatory subunit 1-like protein fmt. The transcript is spliced from 17 exons. Gene Ontology annotation, molecular function: protein phosphatase regulator activity; protein phosphatase binding. Gene Ontology annotation, cellular component: cytosol; nucleus. The record is from RefSeq and is a predicted model, not a curated record. NCBI's taxonomy places the organism in Eukaryota, Metazoa, Arthropoda, Insecta, Ephemeroptera, Baetidae. The coding region runs from base 215 to 2779 and encodes 854 amino acids.
GUGCGCAAGGCAUACGGGGUACUGGAGCCAGGCGCCAUUCCGCGAGGUUGACGAGAAAGAAUUCGUGGAUUUUAAGGUCCAAGUUGCACGCUUUUUGCACUUUGGCGUUCGGCAUCGGGAGUCAGCAGGAUCGCGACCUGAUUCCAGAUCGAACCAGGCGCAAGCCGCCUUUCUGAGCUCUGUAAGUCUGCAAAUUGGGCCAUAAAAUCAAACCAUGUUCUGGAAGUACAAUGCUGGUGCCUGUUCUCACCUAGAGACACUACUUAGCAAAGAGGACGUUACCCUGGAAGAGGUCUUGGACGAGGAGGACAUAGUACAAGAAUGUAGAGUUCAAAACAAGAAGCUCAUUGACUUUUUAAUGCGGCCUGACAUUUUGGAGCGACUCGUAAGUCUGACCACAGAAGAGCCUUCAAUAGAAAUCGAGGAGAAACACCGAUUUCGACACCCGAACAUUGCUUGCGAAUUGUUAACUUGUGAUGUGCCCCAGCUGAACGAGCGCUUGGCCGGCAACGAGGCGCUGCUGAUCAAGCUCUACUCGUUCCUCCAAAACCCCAACCCCCUCAAUCCGCUGCUGGCCAGCUUCUUCAGCAAGACGCUGACUGGCCUGGUCACCAGGAGAGCCGAGCAGAACUGGUACUCCUAUCAGUUCACCUGCUUGCAGGUUUUAGAAUUCUUGAAGAAUCAGGAAGACGCCGUUGGCUUGUUGCUGAAACACCUGGGCACCUCGGCAAUCAUGGAUCUGCUCCAACGGCUUAUUACCGGCGUCGAGGGCAACGACAUGAGGAAAAACGCUCUCUCUUGGUUGGACGGGCAAAACGUGAUCCAGCGCAUCAUCCAGCUGAUGGGACCUGAAACCGAGCCCGAAAGACACUGCAACGCGUCGCAGCUGCUGCUUGAUGUGAUUAGAAUAUCGAGAGACAACUUCGGAACGUGUCCCGUCGAGAGCGGCGGACCCGAUCCGAUCCUAGAGAGACUAGAGUCGCCGGAAACUGCGUCGACCGUUUUGGACUUGAUGCUCUCUGGCGGGGACCAACGUAGUGAGAGCGCGAUUGUCGGCGGAGUCGCCGUCCUCCUCACCCUUCUCGAAACCAGUCGCAUCCCUUCGGAGGACAAUCCAGAAAAGAAUGAGAGUUUCUGCCAGAGCAACAUUUGCAAAGCCAUCGUUCCUCGACUCAAAGACCUUCAAGACGUGUUAUUAAACCCUCCAAAGAAAGCUGCGAUCAAAACGACGGCCGAACACCUCGAUCCUCCCUUCGGAAACACUCGCCUGCAAAUUUGCCGCCUUAUAACAGCACUUGCCGCCACUCGGGAGGCUCAGGUUUUAUCCACCCUAGCAGAAUUAGGCACCUUCGGCGUUUUACUGGAUUUGUUUUUUAAGUACAAGUGGAACAACUUCCUCCACUCUCAGGUCGAGUUUUGCAUAACAAUGCUGCUGCAAGUGCUGCCUUCUCCGGAAGACGCUCUUUUGAAUCAAACGGUGGUGAUCAAAAGCUCUGGAUCGAGUCCCUCGACUCCGCCUGCAGAGCUUGCAGACGCGGGAGACGUUCCAAAGAAGGAGGUGGAGGAGAAUGCGGAGGCGCCGCAGGUGGAGGAGGGGCAAAGCGGUGUUCCGGUUCCAGCUGUCGAUUUAAAUCCGCUUGUGAUCAAUUUGUUUGGUGAAAGUCGUCUGUUGGAGAGGAUCAUUGAGGCCUACAAAGAGGACGAUGACGGGUCAUUAUCUAAAGUUCGAAGCGGCUACUUCGGCCACUUGCUGCACAUCUGCAACUGCGUAGCGCAGAACGUGACUGACGAGAUGCUGGAGAGGCUGGUGCCGAGCGAGGAAACGCGGCGCCAAUGGAACGAGCUGCUCGACGGGCAGAUUUCCACGGUUAACAAGAUACAAUCAGAGUUCCUGGGAGGGCAGCACCCAUCCAAAAUGAUUGAGUCUGAAGAAAAUGAUUACCCUAUGAUUCCAUUUACGCAAGAAGAGACGGUUUUACAGAAUUUCACAGAGUUGCUCAGUUGUUACAAGUCGUCGCCCUUUUCCGACGGCUCCUCCUACGACGACAACCAGUUCUUUGACGGAGACGAUGUGUUGCAACAAUGCAGUCUGGGUGAAAUGAGAGUGAGAGAGGAUCUGUUCUCAAACAUGUGCAAAGAGAAGUCUGGUAUUGAAGAGGACGAUUUCGAGCACGAGCUCAACUUCAACUCGCCGACCUCGGCGAAUCCGCCCGUUCUGAGAGCCCUGGACAGUGACGACAGCGACGAAGGCGAGCCCCCGCACACCUUUCCCGCCGCCCCACCGGCCAGCAUGGAGGUGGACACUGUUGACCCCUGGGCUGAUGCGGCCGAGGCGUCGGACGCCGCCGCCGUGACCGAGGAGGACCCGUGGGGCGCGAGUGACGCUCCUGCAGAGAAGGAGAGCAGCGACCAAGACGGUUGGGCCAAUUUCUGUGCCUUUUCAUCCGCGACCGAAGCAGCCGUUGAAGUAAAAGACGUAGAAAAUAAUCAAGGUAGAGAGGCAGCUGAAAGCGCAUCGGAAGAUACAAAUGCUAAUCCCCCGUUUGACGUUUCCGAUGAAAAUUCUGAGCUUGUAGACAACUAUAGACCUUCGCCCAGGUUUCUUUCGCAAGGACUGAUGUCUGCUGACGGUGCGGUGGCAGAAUCGCCUGCAACUCCAAGUGAUACCUCAGCUGAGCCGCAACAAGUGGACCAGCCGCAAUCGCAAAGUCAAGAAAUCCCUGUUUCAGACAGUUGCACAAAAACGUCGUCCUCGGCCGAAGGUGAAGGAAGCAUUUAGUAGCGAAAUUUGGCCUCGUCCCCGCCCGCCCGCCCCAUGCUCAUUUUCGCCGCGCCCCCCGGAGAGAGGGGGCCGCGGCGGCGUUAAAAUAAAUUCCCCAAAAGCCGAUCGCAGCAGCACGUGCAAUUGUAAAAUAGGUCCGGCCGGCGUUGUUAGAGCAGGAGAGAUCACGUUUAUUGAUUGAUUGAUUGAUUGGUGCCUUGUACCAUAAAAUAUUCCACGAAGUAAUAUGUACGUAUAUUACGACAAUGUUCUGUGUUACGCCAUGCCACGCCGCCAGCCAGCCAGCCACAUGAUUGAUUCAUAUCUCGUUUUGCCCACCGUCGUCGUCGUCGUCGGCCUCGGCGCCACAGCAUCCAUUAUCGCAAAGUGCAAAAUGUUCCAUUUUGUUUUGUUUUCUGAAAAAUAUUGCUAGCCAAGAUAGUUCCGAUGGGGAAGAGGAAGUACCAAAACCCGCAGUUACCUACACACUGAGAUCCGAUUAACGUUUUUUUAUAUCUGAAAAAAAUUCUUUUGAUUAUUUUGUUUUUGGGGGGUUCGUGCGUGAACAUUUUCAAGUGCAGCGUGCGCUCCUUGGUUUGGAAAAAAUUAAGUGAAUGAUUGCUGGAUGCCAAAAGGAAACCCUUGUUAUCAUGUGAAGUGUUAAGAAAUUAGCAACUGUGAUGGAUAUUAUUCCAAAGUAGUGUCUUCAAAUAAGAGUUGUUUUUAUCGAGAUGAGAAUGCGCGCAUUACACACAUACACACACAACACAACACACACUCUAGUUAGCUCAAAAUCCAUGUCAAGUGUCAAAUUGUUUGCCCUGUCAUACACUUUCACUUUAUUAUUUUUCUACAUUCUUGACUACAACAACAUCGCAACUCGCCAGAAAAUCGUCGGAUUGGUUGCUUGAAAAUCUUCACUGUGAGGCCAUAACAUAGCCAAAGUUUAAUGUUGAGAAAAAUAAAUUAUUAUCAUCAGACCAAACAACAUA